Messenger RNA from Ambispora gerdemannii, 236 nucleotides. The record is from the annotation of a GenBank genome assembly. Lineage: Eukaryota; Fungi; Glomeromycota; Glomeromycetes; Archaeosporales; Ambisporaceae.
UCGCGGUUUCUGAUAAACCCCCUUACUCAACAAUAAUCACUCAUGGAUUUAUCUUGGAUGAGAAAGGACGAAAAAAUGCCAAACUUGCAAAUGCAUCAUAUGGUGCAGACAUAUUAAGACUUUUGGUUGCUUCAUCUGAAUACACAACGGACGUAAACAUCGGAAAAAUGCGUAAAUAUCGUAAUACGGCGCGCUUCAUGCUUGGAACUUUGAAUGACUUUAAUUAUAUCAAGUGA